GCCGGGUCGACUGCUGAAUUUCCCUCAAUGCACAUCAUCUCCGCAGGAUCUUUCGCACACCAUCUACGGAGCGUUGCCGGAGAACCAUACGCGAGGUAGGCGUAGCAGUAGGAGAAGCACCACGCGAGUAUCCUGCACAGCGGCGUCCGCUGCGCCAGAACACGGAUUUUCUAAAAUAUGAACAAGCCGCCGCCGCAAACACCAACUAGCCGUGGUGGUGGCUCUUCUGGCGGCAGGAACCAGGCGGAGGGAGGCCGGAACCUUGUUGUGCCCGUUGGAAGUGGAGGGGCGGCAACCGCAGUGGGUGCGGCGGCAGCACCAACACCGGCACCGGUACCGGCGGCAGGUGGGAGAGCAGGCGGCGGUGGCGGCAGAGGCGGCACGAGGGGGGGUAAGCGCGGCGGGGAUGCCGGAGCGCCGGCGUCUUUCUUGGAUAAGCUGUGGAACAUUCUCAACGAGCCACACCUGUCGAAGCACAUCACUUGGAACAAGGAUGGCGACGGCAUCUUGAUCAAUUACCCAGCCCAGUUCGCCAAGGCCGUGCUCCCCAAGUACUACAAACACAAUAACUACCAGUCCUUCGUCCGCCAGCUCAAUAUCUACGGCUUUCAUAAGACGCGGCACGACGAUGACGGCGAUGAGGACUCGUGCGAGUUCAAGCACCAAAACUUCAGGAAAGGACAGCGACACCUGCUGGGCCUGAUCCGCCGGAAGGGUCACAGCAUGAGCGCUAGCAACAGCGGCAGCAACAACAACAACAACAGCAACAGCAACAGCAGCAGCAGCAGCAGCAAUCACAACAGUGGCAGCCCCUCAGCUGGCAUCAGGCACCACGAUAGCCACAGCGUGACGGCCCAGGAAACGAAGGGAAGCGUGGAUCGCAUCGCCGUCGAGCUUCGGGCCAUGUGUAACAGAGUGACGCACCUGGAGGCCGAGAUAGGCCUGAUCAAGCACCGCCACAACCACCUCCGAGCCGAGAGCCAGGUGUUGUUGCGGCUUCUCCUGUCGGAAGGGGGGCGGCGGCUAGAGGAAAAGGCUCUGGCGGUGCUUGGACAGUUGCCCCACACAUCGGGCGAGGCAGAGCUGUCGGAGCUGCCGUACCUCGGACUUCGCCCGGAGGACCACGAACAAGAACAGCAUCACCACCAACACUACCAAUACGCGGACGCGAGAGGGCCAACCCCGAUGCCGGAGGAACGCCCCGCCCAUUUCCGCGGCAGAAGCUUCGGCGGCGAGCGUUUCGUGGCGGGAGACGCGGCAGAAGACGGGGACCCCACGGCGAGAGGAGGAGGGGUGGGUGCCGCGGGGUACUCCAGGAGCGGCGCCGCGCUCGCGAGCGUCAUCGCAGCCGCCCUGGUUAGCAAUGCGAGCGAGGAGGACGGCGAGGCUGAUGGGGCUCUCCACGACCCGCCCCGACCGCGUCUCGGCGGUCCGGGGCGAGGGACAGCUUGGGGAGGAAUGGCGCCGAACAUCGACCUCUCGUCGCCAAGCCGCGGUUUGGCCACUGCGACGUUUUCUGGCCCGGCCACCGGUGGCUCAGGAAACGGGGCUGCUGAGUUCGGCGGCUCUGGCAAUGCUAGCUGCAAUGGCAGCGAGGAGGGUGCGGCAUGGCUAUCCUCGGACGCGGCAGCUGCAAGUCACGGUUCUCGCGCACCUCCGGUCGACGAUCGGGGCCGUUCAACGGCACCUGUAGCACGGGCGGCAGAACCGGCGGCGGCGGGAGGGGGCUCACGGCCCCAAGGCUCUUCACCACGAUCUAACUACUUGUACUCGGUUCGUGGGGAAAGAGAGCAAGUGGAGGCAGGGAGAGGGGUAGUGAGGACGGAGAAACGACCAAAUAGGGGGAGUGGGGAAGGGGGCACCCCCGGAGAAUGGGGUGGCGGAGGAGGGCAGAACGGAGCGGAUCAUUCUGGAAGUGUGGCAAGGAGCAAGCGAAGAGCUGUGUGAUGGGGGGGCAUGAUUGUCUUUCGCGUGUAGGGCAUUUCAACCUUUGCUUGACGGCGGUGCUUGCUUUCUCGAUCUGUACCACGGCCUAUAGAUUGUCGAUGGAUGGUGGACGGUGGAGCGUUGGAUCGGUGGGUGUGAUUUUUCCUAAAUACCAGUUUUUUGUCCAAUUGAAGGUGUACUCGUCUGUUAUUUCGUGUCCGGACUUGCGGAGGAUAUUUUCGAAGCGAUUUGGUGUGGCCUUCGUGUUACUACCACUGUCAAGAAGGUAGCAUCAUCUGUGGGCGUGCUGUCGUCAGCGACUUGCCGCUCCAGUGCCAUGGGGGCACCGGGCACGUGAAGGAAGGUCCAUGAGUCCGUGUAUAGCCCUCGCAUGUGCAAAGGGUCAAAGGGUAGAGGGUGUGCUUCAAAACUGUACAUUAUUCACGUGAGUGUGAAGGCGUCGGCGUGGUUCACGCGCGAGUAGGCGUUCUUUGGUCAAUUUCGGGUGCUUGGGGCGACACAAAGUAGAAAGUAGAAUAUCUUGUUUUGUUCUGGCUGACGCAAAAAUAUAAGCGGACGCGACGUGGCGUUUGGUAUGUAGAUGCAACACGCAUGCCCUCGGGCUG
This is a messenger RNA of Ectocarpus sp. CCAP 1310/34, 2552 nucleotides long. NCBI's taxonomy places the organism in Eukaryota, Phaeophyceae, Ectocarpales, Ectocarpaceae. The record is from the annotation of a GenBank genome assembly.